AUGGGCAUUCAAGGUCUUUUCCCGCUGUUGAAGUCCAUCCAACGACCAACCGAACUGAAAAAGUUUGCUGGUGAGACCUUCGCAGUUGAUGCCUAUGGGUGGUUGCAUCGAGGCGCCAUUUCAUGUGCCAUAGAGCUUGCUCAGGACAAGCCGACCCGCAAAUAUGUCGAUUUCGCCAUGCACCGAGUUCGAAUGGCCAAGCAUUUCGGAGUGACUCCUUACCUUGUUUUUGAUGGUGAUUACUUGCCGAGCAAAGGUUGCACGGAGGACUCGCGUGCGAAGCGCCGUGAGGAGAGCAAAAAGGCGGGUUUGGAGCUGCUCAAAGCUGGCAAGCCGUCUCAAGCCCAUCUCGAACUCCAAAAGGCCAUUGAUGUGACCCCGGAGAUGGCCAGGCACCUGAUCGAGGAGCUCAAGAAAGCAGGUAUUCCUUACGUUGUAGCUCCGUACGAAGCAGAUGCCCAAAUGGUGUAUUUGGAACGGCAGGGGCUAGUCAGUGGCAUCAUUUCGGAAGACUCGGACUUGCUCGUAUUCGGCGCCAAACGACUCCUGUCGAAACUCGAUCAACACGGGCAAUGUGUUGAGAUCAACCGCCGGGACUUUUGUGCCGUCCGUGAGAUUUCACUGACAGGGUGGACCGACGCCGAGUUCCGCCACAUGGCUAUACUGAGUGGAUGCGAUUAUCUUGACAGCAUCAACAACAUGGGGCUCAAAACUGCGUAUCGGAUGAUUCGAAAGUACAAGACACCAGAAAAAGCCAUCAGAAUGCUUCAAUUCGACGGUAAAUAUCGCGUACCCGCUGACUACAUGGUCCUCUUCCGUCAAGCGGAGCUUACGUUUCUCUAUCAACGAGUCUACUGCCCCAAAGCCCAACAACAGGCCUUUUUGACCCCGCCUCCUGCCGACAUUAACAUUGAUGAUAUGCCAUUCAUCGGAGCAUUUGUCGAGGCUGAUUUAGCUCGACAGAUUGCCGUUGGCGAUGUCAACCCCAUCACCAAGCAGAGGAUUCAGCUUGCGCCUCUCCCAGAGCCUCGGAAGCGUGCAUCUUCGUCGUCGGCCCCGCAACCUGUUACACAGGCCAGUAGCCGCAAACCGCCUAGGAAACCCAUUGAAGGGUAUUUUCAGGGUGACAGACGCAUUCCCCUGGGUGAGAUGGAUCCCAACUGCUUCUCCGUUGAUCCUCAGCGGGUGGCUGGCAUGACCGACAAUGACCAAAGACCCAUCGUGUUUCCCCUACCGAGACCCUAUGUUGACAGUAGGAGAUCACCGCCUUCACGCCCUGCCCGGUCAUAUAUCACUCGUUCGUCAGCAGCUACCUCACCUCGCAUUUUACGCCGCCGGACGGAGCCCAUUUCGAAUCUACUGCGUGAUAACGGAACCUCGUUGGGCUCAACGUCACGCCGACAGACCCUGGGACCUACUGCCAGUUUGGACACAGGAAAUGAGGCCGCAUUGACGAGUUCCACCCGCCCACCUAAGAAGGCUAGGCUAUGCAACGAUGCCGUUUCGGACUCGGUACCCGCGAAAGAGAUAAGCAAAUUCUUCCCCUUGAGUCGUAACAAUGCAACAUCCCCGAAGAAGACAGAUGGAUACCUCAUGUCGGAUGACUCCAUAGAAGAGGCAUUGAAUGGUCUUCCUGACAUGGAUGGAUGGCACGGGCUAUCGAAGGCGAAAAAGGAAGUUGUGGUGUUUGAGGAGCGCUCCCAAAAUAUCCAAGACAAUAUUUCUAAGGAUGACGACAACGAAGGCGCGACGCUCGAGGCGAAUGGAACGAGUUCAGCAACAGAGGCAAAGACCUCAGAGACACCCCUCAAAUCCACCACAAAUAUCAGCCGCUUUUCUUUCAGCCAGAGUAAUGACAGUUCAUCCUCCUUGAACAGCCGCCGAGUUUCGUACACUCGUCCCACGCCUGCAUCAUCUACACAAUCAUCUACUACGCGGUCUACGCCGGCGUCUGCAAACUCAACGUUCAGUGCGUCGUCUGCUGCUACAACACCGGCGACCCCUAUUAUGACCCCUCUACAGCGCAUUGGGGCUCAAGCGAUCGGCCGCAGCAAGCCGCCAUCCACACCAACCUUUGCUGUCCCUCGACCUUUGAAGCGUAGUAGCUUGGGCCGAGCAAACCUGAACUCCAUUCCGAUCAACCCGGCAUUCGUGCCUCUCCCGCCUGUAGACUUAACGGAAGUGGAAGCACUGCAUCAACCUGUUGGCAGUGAAGAUAUGCUAGUCUCGGAGAGUGACGGAGACGAUGCUGGUGAUGGUGCAGAGGAUCUUGAGAACGUGGAGAACCUGGGUAAGGCCAGGAACAAGACCGAGGGGCGAAGGAUUGACCUUUCGAGGUUUCUGUUUGCUUAA
Molecule: messenger RNA, 2352 nt
Organism: Pseudomassariella vexata
Lineage: Eukaryota; Fungi; Ascomycota; Sordariomycetes; Amphisphaeriales; Pseudomassariaceae
Exons: 3
Coding region: 1-2352 (783 amino acids)
Biological process (GO): mismatch repair; DNA recombination; DNA double-strand break processing
Cellular component (GO): nucleus
Molecular function (GO): 5'-3' DNA exonuclease activity; 5'-flap endonuclease activity; metal ion binding
Source: RefSeq, a predicted model, not a curated record